AUGGUAAAUGCACGAUGCUCAAAACAUUUUCCUAAGAGAUUUGUUGAGAGUUCUAUAUUUGAUGACGAUGGUUACCCGGUAUAUAGAAGGAGAGACAACGGCAAUAUAGUUACAAAGAACGGGAUCGCGUUGGACAACAGGUAUGUGUCACGCUCAAUCAAGUAUCUGUUCAAGUAUGUUAACAAGGGUCAUGAUCGGGUAACAGCCGAAUUCUACAAGACAACCAGUGAUGAAGAAAAUGGGAAAGCCAUAGAUGAGAUUAAUAUGUACUAUGACUGUAGGUACAUAUCCCCAUGCGAAGCAGUCUGGCGUUUGUUUGGUUUUGAUAUACAGCUUAGGGCUCCUUCAGUGGAAAGGUUAAGCUUUCACCUUCCCAAUCAACAGAGUGUGAUAUUUGCAGAUGAUGAUCCUGUUGAGAACAUUGUUAAUAAACCAACAAUAGCACAGAGCAUGUUCUUAGAAUGGUUUGAGGCGAAUAAAACUUUCCCUGAUGCAAGAGAGCUUACUUAUGUUGAGAUGCCCACAAGAUUCGUUUGGAGAAAGAUUUAUGAAGAUAUCAGGACUGUAAAUGGUGUCCACUAUGACUCCUUUCGAGACGCGUGUUAUGCAAGAGGUUUAGUUGAUGAUGAUAACGAAUAUGUUGAUGCAAUAGAUGAAGCCAGUCAUUGGGCGUCAGCAGAUCAACUUAGGAGAUUAUUUGUUACAUUGCUAAUGAGCAGUUGCAUGGGUAAACCAGAAAUAGUUUGGUAUGUUGUGUGGCCACAUUUGUCAGAUGAUGCACAAUUCCAUGUCCGCAAACAAUUGCACAAUAGAGAUUUUGUGUUGACCGAAUCUCACAAGAUGAACUUUGCUUUAGUGGAGAUUGAAAAACUAUUAUCUAUUUAUGGGAAGAGUUUGAAGGACUAUCCUGAAAUGCCCACGGCGAAUUUUGCUGCCUUAAAUGUUAUAUUGAACAGGUUUAUACAAGAGGAAUUAGCAUAUGACAGUGUGGAACAAGAGAAAGAGAACCAGGAUUUGGUAAGGCAACUAACUGAAGAGCAAAAGGUCAUAUACAAUGAGGUGUUAACCGAUAUUGAUCGCCAAGCUGGAGGGUUAUUCUUCGUUUACGGUUAUGGAGGGACUGGAAAGACGUUUUUGUGGCGUGCAUUGUUCUCCGCAUUAAGGUCUAAGAGUGAAAUAGUGUUAAAUGUUGCAUCCAGCGGUAUAGCUUCGCUUUUGUUACCAGGUGGGAGAACUGCACAUUCUCGGUUUGCCAUACCGAUAUCUAUUAAUGAAGAUUCCACUUGCAACAUAAGUCACGGCAGUCAACUAGCAGAGCUUAUUGUGCAAAGCAAGUUGAUAAUAUGGGAUGAAGCUCCAAUGAUGCACAAAUUUUGCUUUGAGGCCCUAGAUCGAACGAUGAGGGAUUUGUUGCGUUUAAAAAAUCCAAGGAGUUAUGAUAUGACAUUUGGUGGUAAAACAGUUGUGUUCGGUGGGGAUUUCAGGCAGAUUUUACCAGUUAUUCCGAAGGGUACAAGACAGGAUAUUGUCCGUGCAAGCAUUAGCUCCUCAUACCUAUGGAAAUUCUGCAAAGUAUUUAGGCUAACUAAGAAUCUACGCCUAAGAAGUGUACAAUCACAAAUCGAGUGUAGAGAGAUCGAGGAGUUUGCAAAAUGGAUAGCUAAUAUAGGUGACAGAAUUGUUGGUAUUCAAUGUGAUGGUGGGUCAGAUAUUACAGUUCCUGAACAUUUAUUGCUGAAGUGCGAGGAUGACCCUAUUGCCACAAUUGUUGAUAGCACCUUCCCGAAUUUUAGACAAGGGAUUGGUGAUUUGUCAUAUCUUAAUGAUAGUGCAAUUUUGGCUCCAACAUUGGAUGUCAUAGAUAGCAUUAACCAAUACAUGAAUGACCAUAAUCCGGUUGAGGGUAAGACAUACUUGAGUUGUGAUUCAGUUUGUAAGUCAGAUUCAAAUGUUAACAUGUUAGCAGAUUUGCACACUCCCGAAUUCUUGAAUAGCCUUAGAUGUUCUGGAGUACCAAAUCAUGCUUUGACAUUGAAAGUUGGGUCACCUGUUAUGCUCUUGAGAAAUAUUGAUCACACACUCGGAUUAUGCAACGGUACAAGGUUGAUUGUUACUAGGUUAGCUGAUCACAUGUUGGAAGGCAAGAUCAUGUGCGAGGCAGAUGUCGACGGGUAA
Messenger RNA from Ipomoea nil (Japanese morning glory), 2175 nucleotides. RefSeq lists its product as uncharacterized. Gene Ontology annotation, biological process: telomere maintenance; DNA repair. The transcript is spliced from 5 exons. Lineage: Eukaryota; Viridiplantae; Streptophyta; Magnoliopsida; Solanales; Convolvulaceae. The record is from RefSeq and is a predicted model, not a curated record. Gene Ontology annotation, molecular function: DNA helicase activity. The coding region runs from base 1 to 2175 and encodes 724 amino acids.